GAGACGGAAAACAUGGCGCUGCCCGGCCCGUCCGCCAACCGCCAGGACCGCGACGUGCGCGCCUUGAUCCGCCUGGUCGCGGGGCUCCAGGACGAGGCGGACCCCAACUUCCAGCUCGCCCUGCACUUCGCCUGGAGCAACUUCAGAUUUCAUCGCUUCCUCGAUGUCAACAGCCACAAAAUAGAGAAGAUAAUUGAAGGAAUUUAUGAGAAAUUUAUGGUGCAUUCUGAUCUGAACAAAGCUGCGAGUUGGAAGAGAUUAACUGAAGAAUUUCUAAACGCCUCACUUCCAAGCAUUAAAGAAAUAAAGACAGAUGCCCACUAUUCCAUACUCGCCCUUCUUCUGUGUCUCUCUGACUCGCCCUCAAACAACAGUUACGUGGAAACUCCAAGAGAGAAAGAAGUGGAAAAGAAAGAUGAUUUUGACUGGGGAAAAUAUUUGUUGGAAGGUGAAGAAAUUGACCUUGGGCCAGAUGUCAGCACACCGAAUUGGUCAGAAGAGAGUGAGGAUGAAGACGAUCAACAGCCCUUGAGCAGAGAAGACUCUGGAAUCCAGGUGGACAGGACACCUUUAGAGGAACCAGAGCAAAGCAGAAAACUGGGGUCUUGGGUCAGCUGGAAAGACCAGGCAGAAGCCCGGAUCUGGCUGGAGCAGCAUGUGGUCCGUCAGUAUUGGACCCCCAGGGCCCCACGGUUCCCCCAUAGCUUACACCUUCACUCCAAUUUCGCAGCUGUCUGGGACCAGCACUUGUACAGCAGUGACCCGUUAUACGUCCCAAGCGACAGAGUUGUGGUCUCCGAGACGCAGGUUAUUCGGGAGACCCUGUGGUUACUAUCAGGGGUGAAAAAACUCUUCAUAUUUCAAUUGAUAGAUGGGAAAGUCACCGUGAGAAACAAUAUAAUAGUAACUCAUUUGACACAUACCUGCCUGUCGUCGGUGCUGGAAAAGAUCGCGGCCUAUGGCCAAGUGGUGUUUCAGCUGCAGGAGUUCAUUGAUGAAGUCAUGGGCCAUAGCUCCGAGAACACGGCCCCAGGAAAUGGGCCCGUGGCUAAGAAGUUGACUGAAGCCCCGUUCCGAACCUACCAGGCGUUCAUGUGGGCCCUGUACAAGUACUUCAUCACCUUCAAAGAGGAACUGGCGGAGAUUGAGAAGUGCAUCAUCGGGAAUGACACGACCAUGACUCUGGCGAUAGUGGUGGACAAGCUGGCCCCUCGCCUGGCUCAGCUCAAGGUGCUGCAGCGCGUGUUCAGCACUGGCGUGGCCGAAGUGCCCCCUGACACGCGGAAUGUCGUCCGGGCCUCACACCUGCUCAACACGCUGUACAAGGCCAUUCUCGAGUAUGACACCGUCGGGGAAGCCUCGGAGCAAACCGUCUCCCUACUCUUCUCUCUCUGGGUGGAGACAGUGCGGCCCUACCUGCAGGUGGUGGACGAGUGGAUCGUGCACGGGCACCUGUGUGACGGCGCCCGGGAGUUCAUCAUCCAGAGGAACAAGAAUGUCCCAGUGAACCACAGAGACUUUUGGUAUGCGACAUAUACCCUGUACAGCGUGUCCGAGAAGACCGAGGCGGAAGAGCGGCUGAGCGACACCGCCAGCGCCAGCUCGGGCAGCGAGCCGGGGCCCUGCAGCCGCCAGCACACCAUGGUCUCCUUCCUCAAACCCGUGCUCAAGCAGAUCAUCAUGGCCGGCAAGUCCAUGCAGCUGCUGAGGAACCUCCAGUGCUUCGGGGGUGCCGCGUGUGCGGCCACAGCCCCAGAUGCCGAGAGGAAGAGUCUGUACACCCUCUUCCUGGAGUCGGUACAGUCACGCCUUCGUCGUGGAGACGAGCCCCCCGCUCCGGUGCUCGCCCAGCAACAGACCACCCAAGCCGACCUCAUGCAGCUACAGCCCAGCGCACUGAGGCACCUGGAGCUGGAGCAUGUCCACGACCCGCUGCUGGCUCUCAACUUUGCCAGGCUGUACCUGGAGCAGAGUGACUUCCACGAGCAGUUUGCUGGCGGCCAGGUCUGCGUGGACCGCUCGGCGGAGUCGGUGACCUGCCAGACUUUCGAGCUGACCCUGCGGUCCUGCCUCUACCCGCACAUCCACAAGCAGUACUUGGAUUGCUGCGGCAGCCUCAUGCGCACCCUGAAGAAGGAUUACAGGCUGAUUGAAUACUUGCAGGCCAUGAGGAACUUUUUCUUGAUGGAAGGCGGCGACACCAUGUAUGACUUCUACACGUCCAUCUUUGACAAGAUCAGAGAGAAGGAAACCUGGCAGAACGCGUCUUUCCUCAACGUCCAGCUGCAGGAAGCCGUGGGACAGCGCUACCCGGAGGACAGUUCACGUCUCUCGAUAGCUUUUGAAAACGUUGACACAGCCAAGAAGAAGCUCCCUGUGCAUAUCUUAGAUGGUUUGACCCUGAGUUACAAGGUUCCAUGGCCUGUGGACAUUGUUAUAAGUUUGGAAUGUCAAAAGAUUUAUAAUCAAGUCUUCCUUCUCUUACUACAAAUCAAGUGGGCAAAAUACAGUCUGGAUGUUUUACUGUUUGGUGAAAAAGCUGGUGCUGCUGAAAGACCGAGUGCCAGAGAAGGGCCGACGAGUCAGCAAGACACGGCUGCCCCAUUGGGGCCGCAGAAGGAGCCCGUGAGGCAGCGGGUCCACCGGCUGUUCCUCUUACGAGUAAAGCUCAUGCACUUCGUGAACAGUCUCCACAACUACAUCAUGACCAGGAUCCUCCAUAGCACCGGGCUGGAGUUCCAGCAUCAGGUCGAGGAGGCCAAGGAUUUAGACCAGCUGAUUAAAAUCCACUACCGGUACUUGUCCACCAUUCACGACCGCUGUCUGCUGAGAGAGAAGGUCAGCUUUGUGCAAGAGGCCAUCAUGAAGGUGCUCAACCUGGCACUCAUAUUCGCUGAAGGCUGGCAGGCCGGCCUGGGCACCUGGCAGAUGGAGUCGAUAGAGAAAAUGGAGUCUGACUUUAAAAACUGCCACAUGUUUCUUGUGACCAUCUUGAAUAAAGCCGUCUGCAGAGGGUCCUUUCCCCACUUGGAAUCUCUAGCUGUGUCGCUCAUGGCUGGCAUGGAACAGAGUUGAAGCACUCUAUGCUCCUUACGUGUCCGUGUGGUCACAGGCAGGUGAGGCUGGACUCUCUUUCCCGGGUUCAUUCAAGAGCAUGUCUGUGCUGGCCCCAGGCUGGGUCCAGCGGGUGGAGAGAGUCUGCGACCAGCAAACGAGAAAAUCCAAACCCACCCCGUGUCUGCGCUCAGCACUGUGGGUUUAUGCUUCCUCAGUCUGGAGUCUUGGAGCUUUGUACAGGAAACUGUGUAGAACUGUAUCAAUAACAGAAAUGUAUAUAAGCUAUUUAUGCAUACAGACUAUGGCACCAGUGCCUCAAAUGUGAAUGAUAUAGUUUUGUAAAUGUACUGGCAGAAUUAAAAAUCAAUGAGAGCA
This is a messenger RNA of Suncus etruscus (white-toothed pygmy shrew), 3432 nucleotides long. It is a transcript of the gene TUBGCP5, whose product is annotated as tubulin gamma complex associated protein 5. Gene Ontology annotation, molecular function: microtubule minus-end binding; gamma-tubulin binding. Gene Ontology annotation, cellular component: spindle pole; centrosome; gamma-tubulin complex. The record is from RefSeq and is a predicted model, not a curated record. NCBI's taxonomy places the organism in Eukaryota, Metazoa, Chordata, Mammalia, Eulipotyphla, Soricidae. The transcript has 23 exons. Gene Ontology annotation, biological process: microtubule nucleation; cytoplasmic microtubule organization; spindle assembly. The coding region runs from base 13 to 3075 and encodes 1020 amino acids.